UUCUGGUGAUGUGGAUUUUGUUGUAGCAAAUGCUAAGGAAAAUAAGGGUUAUGAUGGAAAUAGGCGUUGUGGUCAUGAUGUAUAGCAAUGUAGCCUUGCCUAUGCACCGAAUUGUCAGGUAUGGAUGUAGACCACACCUCUACCCUCAUACCUUUCAGAGCUCACACAGAAUUAGCAGCAAAUGAACAAGGCCACAUGAGAGCAAUGAAAUGGAUUUACUAUUUCACUUAGUACAGUAGAAGAGGACUAAUAACAUGGCAGCCAAAUUUAUAUUUCCUGAGAAUCAAGUCAAUCUUGCAAAAAGCUCUUUUUCAAAAGCUCACUAUAAAGAACCCAGUAGGGAGAUGAGAAACGGCCAUGCUCUGACACACGAGUACACCAUGCUAUCCCCACCUUCUGCUCUUGACAAUGAGGGCUGAACUCUGUAACUGGCAGGGAGAUGUCUCUGUCUGAUCCUCACAGAUGGACACAUCUAUCAGCAUGUCAGGUAGGCAUCAGUUAGAGCUGACUUACGUUUUCCUCAGCUUUGGCAAAGUCAUAAUGAUUAUGUAAAUUUAUCUAAGGGCUGUUAACUUGUAAUGAAGUAAGAAAAUAUGUCCUGUGCAUGUACCAGUUUGCAAGAUGUAUAAUGACUUUCUCUUUUCUCUCAACAGCAUGGCAUUGGCAUUCCCUCCAUUUUUAUUAUGCGUAUGCUUCACGAACUCAUCAAAUUACUGCACCAUGCCCAGUGCUGUGAUGUUACCGUUAUCAGAACUGGUACAUUAGGGAGAAUAGGCCAGGGUCUACUAGAUGGAGCGCUGUGGUCCUUUUCCAGAGAAGAAAAGUUUCACUGCUUGAAGAGAGCACAUAAAGCCGGCAUCAGGAAUACUGACACGGAAUCUGCAGUGUCCUUGGCUACACGUAGAAAUUGUGAUCUAAAAGAGCAUGAGCAGGGGAGGGUCAGGGACAGAGAAGGACAGCCCAGCCUUGUUUGGGUUCUGCGGUGCAUGGGGGAAUCUGUGCCUCACCUUGCUGUCUUUGCCUACAGUUUAUAUGAAGAUUUUCCUGGAAGUCCAUUCUGA
Molecule: messenger RNA, 1061 nt
Organism: Leopardus geoffroyi (Geoffroy's cat)
Lineage: Eukaryota; Metazoa; Chordata; Mammalia; Carnivora; Felidae
Gene: UPP2
Product: uridine phosphorylase 2
Exons: 4
Coding region: 684-1061 (125 amino acids)
Biological process (GO): uridine catabolic process
Cellular component (GO): cytosol
Molecular function (GO): uridine phosphorylase activity
Source: RefSeq, a predicted model, not a curated record